Messenger RNA from Apaloderma vittatum (bar-tailed trogon), 1789 nucleotides. RefSeq names its product cystic fibrosis transmembrane conductance regulator-like. Gene Ontology annotation, cellular component: apical plasma membrane; plasma membrane; cytosol. Gene Ontology annotation, biological process: bicarbonate transport; chloride transmembrane transport. NCBI's taxonomy places the organism in Eukaryota, Metazoa, Chordata, Aves, Trogoniformes, Trogonidae. The record is from RefSeq and is a predicted model, not a curated record. The annotation marks the transcript as partial. The transcript is spliced from 11 exons. Gene Ontology annotation, molecular function: chloride channel activity; ABC-type transporter activity; ATP hydrolysis activity.
GACAGCUUUGAAAGCAAAUGCAACCCAGUCAGAAAACAGUACCUCUGACAAACCUCCGGUGAUUGUCACUGACACUAGCAGCUACUACAUCAUUUAUAUCUAUGUGGGAGUGGCAGAUACCCUGCUUGCCAUGGGAAUCUUCCGAGGUUUGCCCCUUGUGCAUACACUUAUAACAGUGUCUAAAACUCUUCAUCAAAAGAUGGUGCACGCAGUUCUUCAUGCACCUGUGUCGACAUUCAACUCUUGGAAAGCAGGUGGUAUGCUUAACAGAUUCUCCAAAGACACGGCAGUACUGGAUGACUUACUUCCACUUACAGUAUUUGACUUCAUUCAGUUAAUACUGAUUGUGAUUGGCGCUAUAACAGUAGUCUCAAUAUUACAACCCUACAUCUUCCUGGCAUCAGUGCCUGUGAUAGCAGCCUUUAUUCUGUUAAGGGCAUACUUCCUCCACACUUCUCAGCAGCUGAAACAACUGGAAUCUGAAGCUCGGAGUCCAAUAUUCGCCCACCUUGUUACAAGCCUAAAAGGGCUGUGGACGCUGAGAGCUUUUGGGCGGCAGCCGUAUUUUGAGACCUUAUUUCACAAAGCCCUGAACCUACACACAGCAAACUGGUUCCUCUACCUGUCGACACUGCGCUGGUUCCAGAUGAGGAUAGAAAUGAUUUUUGUUGUCUUUUUUGUUGCCGUGGCAUUCAUCUCUAUCCUAACUACAGGUGAUGGACCAGGUAGAGUUGGCAUUAUUCUUACUUUAGCUAUGAACAUCAUGGGAACCUUGCAGUGGGCAGUUAACUCAAGCAUAGAUGUGGAUAGUUUGAUGCGGUCUGUUGGGCGAAUAUUUAAAUUCAUCGACAUGCCAACAGAAGAGACGAAAAACAUGAAGCCACAGAAGUAUAACCAGCUUUCAGAUGCCCUUGUAAUUGAAAACAGGCAUGCGAAGGAAAAGAAGAGCUGGCCAUCUGGGGGCCAAAUGACUGUGAAGGACCUUACGGCCAAAUAUGAUGAAGGAGGAGCUGCUGUGUUAGAAAACAUUUCCUUUUCGAUAAGUUCGGGGCAGAGGGUGGGCCUUUUAGGAAGAACUGGUUCAGGAAAAAGCACCUUACUUUUUGCAUUUUUAAGACUGCUGGAUACAGAAGGUGAUAUCCAGAUUGAUGGAGUCUCCUGGAACACAGUCAGCGUGCAGCAAUGGAGAAAGGCAUUUGGAGUGAUUCCUCAGAAAGUGUUCAUAUUUUCUGGAACUUUUCGGAUGAAUUUGGAUCCUUACGGGCAGUGGAAUGAUGAAGAAAUAUGGAAAGUUGCAGAGGAGGUUGGGCUGAAAUCUGUAAUUGAGCAAUUUCCAGGCCAGCUUGAUUUUGUUCUUGUGGAUGGAGGCUGCGUCCUCAGUCACGGCCACAAACAGCUGAUGUGCCUUGCCCGGUCAGUUCUCAGCAAAGCUAAAAUCUUGCUGCUGGAUGAACCAAGUGCUCACCUGGACCCUGUAACUUCCCAGGUGAUCAGGAAGACCCUGAAGCACGCCUUCGCCGACUGCACGGUGAUACUAUCGGAGCACAGGCUGGAGGCGAUGCUGGAGUGCCAGCGAUUUUUGGUAAUCGAGGACAAUAAAAUGCGUCAGUAUGAAUCCAUUCAGAAGCUGCUGAAUGAAAAGAGCUCCUUCAGGCAAGCCAUCAGCCACGCCGACCGCCUUAAGCUACUCCCGGUACACCACAGAAACUCCAGCAAACGCAAACCUCGGCCUAAAAUCACUGCCUUGCAGGAGGAGACGGAGGAAGAGGUGCAGGAGACGAGGCUGUGA